This is a messenger RNA of Drosophila subobscura, 925 nucleotides long. Its product is annotated as G-box-binding factor-like. NCBI's taxonomy places the organism in Eukaryota, Metazoa, Arthropoda, Insecta, Diptera, Drosophilidae. The transcript has a single exon. The record is from RefSeq and is a predicted model, not a curated record. Bases 34 to 606 code for a protein of 190 amino acids.
AACUAUGGCGCCUGGCGCCUCGAUGACACGUCCAUGAAGCAACAGCAACAGCCACAGCCGCCGCCGCACUUUGCCACGAACAGCAGCUAUGAGCAACAGCCACAUGUGCAACAUCAGCGCAAAGCUCAGCCCUUUAACUUUUAUGCACGCGACUACUACUUCCAGCAACAUCAGCAGCAGCAGCAACAUCAUCAGCUGCAGCAAACACCACAAACAACUCUAAGCAAUGGCAGCAUGAGGCAGCAACAUCAACAGCAGCAACAUGUAGAGGAGCAGCCGCAUACGAUCAUCAUCGAGGAGAGCGACGACAAUGAGGUGGACGAGGAGCAGCGUAGUAUGGCCAGCUGCAUGCGGCAGAAUUUCAAUCAGUAUAUGGCCCAGAUGAAGCAGUUUGCACCCGAACCUCCCACUCCUCAUGAGGCCGUUGAGACAUUGUGCAAUAGCAGCAGCAGAAACAGCAACAGCAACAACGCAACAAAUGCCAAUCAAACGGAAGCUACUACAACUACUACUAAUAGUAACGAUAAUGCUAAUAAUAAUAAUAAUAAUCAGAGUUAUGCUAACAAUACUAGGAACAACAACAACAAAAGGCAGCCGGCACCGUGAAUGCAGAAAAACACAGCAGCAACAACACAGCAACACAGCAACAUAGCAACAUAGCAACAUAAACACAGCAACACAGCAACCAAUUGAUACUCAAAAUACAUAAGAAAAAUCAAACAGAAUUCUAACUGAAUGAAUUGUUGACCAUGCAAAAUAAAAUGUUGAAUGGUAAGCCAAAAUUAUUUGUCAAUUAUGUAAGAGGAAAGAGGAAUAUGGAAAUGGAAAGGAAAAGGAAUCUAAAGCUGAUCUGUGCAGAAGGCGGACGACACAUUGUCAUGGUUUCAACUAGACACGGAGACACAAAACACACACACAACACCCA